CCAUCACCAGUAUGGAUAGAGAAUUAUGUUCUCACCAGUGUAGAAACAUUCACAUACUUGGGCAGCACCAUCAGCCAGGACGGUGGAACAAGCCUGGACAUCCGGAACAAAAUCAAAGCCAGGAACACCUUCAGGAGCUUAAAUACGGUCUGGAAAUCAUCAAAAUACAAAACCAAAACCAAACUCAAAAUUUAUCAGAGCUGCGUACUUUCUCAUUCCCCAGCAUUCUGCACUAUAAAGUUGUGUUGAAAGUAUGACAUGUCCAAACUCUCUUUUGGCCCAGAACAAUCUUAAACCAAGAUCUGUUGACACAGUGCAGCUAAGAGGAUCUGAGCACCAUCAUUGCCUGGAGGCGCUUGAGACGAAUCCUUCAUGUGCUUCGGAUGGAAACUGAUUCCAUCAUCAGAGUAACAAUAACACGGACACAUGAAGAGAUCCUCAGCGGCGUCAUUCGCAGCGUGAAGAAGGAAGGAGAAUGGAAGGUGCUGAUUAUGGACCACCCUAGCAUGCGCAUCCUCUCGUCGUGCUGCAAGAUGUCCGACAUCCUGGCUGAAGGCAUCACGAUUGUGGAAGAUAUUAACAAACGCCGGGAGCCAAUCCCCAGCCUGGAGGCCAUCUACCUGCUCAGCCCAGUGGAGAAGUCGGUGCAGGCUCUGAUCGGUGACUUCCAGGGCACCCCCACCUUCACCUACAAGGCAGCUCACGUCUUCUUCAUCGACACCUGUCCUGAGCCUCUGUUCAACGAGCUGAGCAAGUCACGGAUCAUCAAGGCCAUCAAAACCCUCAAGGAGAUCAACAUGGCCUUCCUGCCCUACGAGAGCCAGGUGUACUCCCUGGACGGGCCCCAGACCUUCCACAACUGCUUCAGCCCCUUCCGCUCCUUGGACAAGAACAAGCAGAUGGAGAUGCUGGCAGAGCAGAUUGCCACAUUGUGUGAAACCCUGAAGGAGUAUCCAGCCAUCCGCUACAGGAAGGGCCAUGAAGAUAACUUCCACCUGGCACACGCUGUGCUGGCCAAACUCAACGCAUUCAAGGCAGACAACCCCAGCAUGGGCGAGGGCCCCGACAAAGCCCGUUCUCAGCUGCUAAUCGUGGACCGAAGCUUCGACCUGGUGUCCCCGCUGCUGCACGAGCUCACCUACCAGGCCAUGGCCUACGACCUGCUCAGCAUCGAGAAAGACACCUACAAGUACGAGACGACGGGCAUCAGCGACUCGCGGGAGAAAGUGGCGCUGCUGGACGAAGACGACGAACUCUGGGUGCAGCUACGCCACAUGCACAUCGCUGACGUCUCCAAGAAGGUGACGGAGCUGCUGCGCACCUUCUGUGAGAGCAAGAGGCUGACCACGGACAAGGCCAACAUCAAGGACCUGUCCCAGAUCCUGAAGAAGAUGCCCCAGUAUCAGAAGGAGCUGAACAAGUACUCCACGCACCUGAACCUGGCGGAGCACUGCAUGCGGCACUUCAAAGGGACGGUGGAGAAGCUGUGCAGCGUGGAGCAGGACCUGGCCAUGGGAACGGACGUGGACGGGGAGAAGAUCAAGGACCCCAUGAAGAUCAUCGUGCCCGUCCUGCUGGACCCCAGCGUGCAGGCCUACGACAAGAUCCGCAUCAUCCUGCUCUACAUCUUCCUGAAGAAUGGUGUGAGCGAGGAGAACCUCACCAAGCUGAUCCAGCAUGCCAACAUCCAGCAGCAGAGAGACAUCAUCCACAACAUACAGCUCCUGGGCAUUUCUCUCACGCCUGGGAGCGGGCAGCUGCGACCGGAGAGGAAGGUGCGGCUGGAAUCCACCUACCAGCUCUCCCGCUGGACCCCCAUGCUCAAGGACAUCAUGGAGGACAUCAUUGAGGACAAACUGGACAAGAAGCUGUGGCCCUUCGUGUCAGACCCUGUCCCUACCACCAGCUCCCAGGCUGCUGUCAGCGCCCGCUUCGGGCAUUGGCACAAGAACAAGCCAGCAGCUGAGUACCGGACCGGUCCACGCCUCAUCAUCUACGUGCUGGGUGGGGUGUCCAUGUCUGAGAUGCGCUGCGCCUAUGAAGUGACCCGGGCCACCGAGGGCAAGUGGGAGGUGGUGAUCGGUUCCAGUCACAUCCUGACUCCCAAGUGCUUCCUGGAUGAUGUCCAAGCCCUCGACCAUGAGGCACCUGGGGAGGCCUAAAGGAGCCCCCUCCCCCCAGAGACUCUGCCCCCCACAGAUCGCUUUCCCCAGCUCAACCUGCUCUUCUUAACAAGGCACUUUCCCCCCUA
Molecule: messenger RNA, 2251 nt
Organism: Caretta caretta (loggerhead turtle)
Lineage: Eukaryota; Metazoa; Chordata; Testudines; Cheloniidae
Source: RefSeq, a predicted model, not a curated record